Molecule: messenger RNA, 1621 nt
Organism: Dentiscutata erythropus
Lineage: Eukaryota; Fungi; Glomeromycota; Glomeromycetes; Diversisporales; Gigasporaceae
Source: the annotation of a GenBank genome assembly
CCUGCAGAUAAAGGACAAAAGAAUUUAAAUAAUAAACAUUUAAAUCAGAUAUAUAGGGAAGUAGAAGAAACCUUAGAUAAGGUAUUACCUUCAAAGAAAGGAAAAAAGAAGGAAGAAGAUCUUCCUAAAGAUCAACCACGAAAAAUGGGUCAAAUCAUUAAACAAAAGCUAAAUAGAUUAGAUAAAGCUAUAGUCGAUGGAGAAAUAGCUAAAGAUACAGAAAUUGAACAAACAAUUCAAGACCUUAAUUGGAGAUUAGAACAAAUAAAUAAAACUUACAGUUAUACUCAAGGUUUAACUGAAGAAGAAAUAGAAGAAUAUCUGGGAUCAAUACAAAAAGUAACAAAAAUUAAAGAUUCCGACAAACCGGCAGAAACAAGAAGAGAAUACUUAUAUGAAGUAUUAUCAACACUAAACGAAACAAAUGAUGCAACGAUAUGGAAACAUCGAGAAGAUAUAAAAGAACUUCAGGAAGAAUAUAAUAGAGAUAUUCAUGGAAUAUUAGGAAUAACCACUGAAGAAUUCAAUGAUAUGGGACUCAUUGAACAACAAGCAGCAGUAAGUGCGCUGAUAACAGCACAAGCACACUGUAAAGAUGAACCUACAAAACAAGCAUUAUUUGAGAAACACAAAGAAUUCUUAGAAUCUCAAUUAGAAAAAGUAGGAGAUAUGCAUGAUGAUACAGAAAUUCAAGGAAGAAUUUAUGGAGACGUCAUUAAUGCAAGAAAAAAGAAAAAACCACAAAUAUUACUGCCCGAUCCAGAAGGAAGAAGUACUUACAAACCAUACGAACAAUAUAAUGUGCCAAGAGAUAGACAAUUUGCCAAAGAAAAUGAACAAAUUGGAAUAAAAAUACCACAUUCACCGACAGACGAUGUAUUCUUAGAUGAAAGGUUAUCACAAAUCUCUAAAAGAAAUGAAAAUAUCCCGCAAGGAGCAUUACCAAAAGUAACAAAAUUCUUCGAAGAUGUAAAACAAGGAAUUAAAAAUAAAUUCACAUCUAGACCAACAACACCUUCACCAUUAAGUCAACACACCAUAAGUAGAUCGCCCACACCUACUAUUGAAAACAAUAAUAAUAAUGCAUUUAAUCGAAAAAGAGAUGAAAGAGGUUAUACACCAUCACCAAAUCCUUAUGAAAGAAAACAAACAAGAUACAAAAGCCCAAGUCUUAGCUCAAAACAUACAGAUCAAAUUUCUAAUGAAGAAAUAGAGGAAGUAAAAAUACUAUAUUAUGAUAAUGUACAUAAUGAAGGACAAUUCUCAACUUACAGACCAGUACAAGGAACCUUUAGGGGACAAACAUAUACUACAUAUGUACCUGAAGCAAAUAAAAUACUACAAGAAAGAUGUGGAAAUAAAGUAUGGAAAAUACUUAGAGAUGUAUUAACAGAAUACGUAGAUGAAUUUAGAGAAAAGCAAGAAAUGAGAACUUCCGUAAAUAAUAACGUAAUUCCUGAUAUUCAAUUUAUAUUGAAUAAAAAAGAUAACAAAAUUCCUGAUAAUGAUAAAAAUCAAGGAAUUAGAAAAUAUACUGUAGAUGAAGAAAAAAUUAUUAAAGAACUAUGCGAAGAUUUAGAGAAAAAUGAUGUUAUAUAUCCUGGAUAUAGCGAAUGGGCAA